AUGGGUGCGAAAUUGGCCCGCGGGUCCUCGUCCAGACGGCGCUGUAGCAGCCUACAGCCAUGUUGGUCUUUGGAGAUGGCACACACAUCUGGCCCAGGCGGAGGAGUUCUCGGCUCCAAAGGCUCAAAGUCUAAGGUUGAGCCUGAAGCAAGAGAAUUGACAGAUCCCGAGGGAUUGUGUUGGGGAACACUGGGAUACUGGACGGAGAGUUAG
Molecule: messenger RNA, 213 nt
Organism: Kuraishia capsulata CBS 1993
Lineage: Eukaryota; Fungi; Ascomycota; Pichiomycetes; Pichiales; Pichiaceae
Exons: 1
Coding region: 1-213 (70 amino acids)
Source: RefSeq, a predicted model, not a curated record